CCAAGUCUUUAAACCAGAAAGGAGAGAAGGAAAGAAGAGAUUAAAUAAGUGGAUCAUUCUUCAGUGAAGAGUCUCCUCCUGUCUUCAGAUUGUUUCCGACUCGCUCGGAGCUUUAGAAACUUUGUCCUCCUGAAUCUGUGGCGCUCCAGAGAAACUUCAUCAUCGUCCUGCUGCUCUCCUCCACCUGGUCAACCUCCAACACCGUCAGCUGAAGGACAGGAAGCAGAACAAACAGGAUGCAGCGCAUCAGGGAAAGCAUCCACAUACGCACAAUGAAGGCCAAGAGGAAAGUAGAAGAAAUUUCCAAAGAGGAUGUCCAAGCCUUCCUCAAGAAGAAUGCCUUUGUGCUGUUUACAGUGGGGGCGGUUAUUGUAGGUGUUGUUCUUGGAUUUGCGCUGCGACCCUAUAAGAUGACCUACCGUGAAGUGAAGUACUUCUCUUUUCCUGGAGAGGUGCUGAUGAGGAUGCUGCAGAUGCUGGUCCUUCCUCUACUCGUCUCCAGUUUAAUUACAGGGAUGGCAGCGUUGGACAGCAAAGCCUCAGGAAAGAUGGGCAUGAGAGCUGUGAUCUACUACAUGACCACCACCAUUAUCGCAGUCUUCGUAGGAAUAAUAAUCGUGCUCAUCAUCCACCCAGGAAAGGGGUCGAAGGAUGAGUUUGGAAAACAGCCGGUCAUAGAGCAAGUCAGCCCUGCUGAUGCCUUUUUAGAUCUGAUCAGAAAUAUGUUUCCACCAAACCUGGUCCAAGCUUGCACACAGCAGUUCAAAACCAAAUACGGAAAGCGAUCAGUCAUUGUGACGGUGACGGUGAACGACACCCUCUUCAACUCCACCAACGGCACCCAGGAGGUGAUGGAGAUCACCAGAGAGGACGUUAUCCCAGUGCCAGGUCAGGUCAAUGGAGUCAACGCCCUCGGGUUGGUGGUCUUCUCCAUGUGCUUUGGUCUGAUAAUUGGCAACAUGAAGGAGCAGGGUCAGCUCCUCAGAGAGUUUUUCGACAGCCUCAAUGAAGCCAUCAUGCGCCUGGUUGCCAUCAUCAUGUGGUAUGCUCCAAUAGGAAUCCUGUUCCUAAUAGCGGGAAAGAUAGUGGAGAUGGAUGAUCUGACACAGAUGGGAGGCCAGCUGGGCAUGUAUACCAUCACAGUCAUCAUUGGCUUGCUGAUCCAUGGCGUUCUCAUUCUGCCCACUCUUUACUUUGUCAUCACUCGACAGAACCCCUUUAUCUUCAUUGCUGGGCUCUUGCAGGCUCUGGUAACAGCCCUGGGAACCUCCUCCAGCUCCGCAACGCUCCCCGUCACAUUUAAAUGUCUGGAGGAGAACAACAAGAUCGACAAGCGAAUCACGCGCUUCGUGCUGCCCGUGGGCGCCACCAUCAACAUGGACGGGACAGCUCUGUACGAGGCGCUGGCGGCCAUCUUCAUCGCCCAGGUCAAUAACAUGGAGAUGAACUUUGGCCAGAUCAUCACAAUCAGUAUUACAGCCACUGCAGCCAGUAUCGGAGCUGCUGGCAUCCCUCAAGCAGGCCUGGUCACCAUGGUGAUAGUACUGACCUCUGUUGGACUGCCCACGGAUGACAUCACCCUCAUCAUUGCUGUUGAUUGGUUCCUGGACCGCCUGCGUACCACCACUAAUGUUCUGGGAGACUCGAUUGGAGCUGGCAUUGUGGAGUUCCUGUCUCGACAUGAGCUCCGUAGCAGAGAUGUGGAGAUGGGAAACUCUGUGCUGGAGGAGAAGGAGAGAAAGAAGCCUUACAAACUCAUCUCCCAGGACAGCGAUUUUGAAAAUGACAAACGCACUCACAGUGAAUCGAACAUGUAGCUCAACUUUUCUGACAUCUGUUUUCUCAUAGCUGCUUCUGUUCAUGUAAGUAGGGACCUACUGGGAGACGCUGUCAACCAUAGUUUUAUCUUCAUCAUUCCUUUUCUGUACAUUCACAUCAGAACAUCACAUCAUAUAUUAUUAUUGUGGUUUUGUGUAUUUUAAUCAAAUGAAAGUUAUUUUUUAUGUUUAAACUAAUAUCGUAACGUCACUCAUGCAUAGUUUAAAGUGAAAAUAUUGUACAGUAAAUGGAAACAGGAAAAACUGGAACCAAGUCGAAACAGGAAAUUUGCUGAAACAAAGGAAAAAAAAAUCUUUUCACCACUUUGUCUCCACGACGUCAGUGAUUUAUCU
Melanotaenia boesemani (Boeseman's rainbowfish) is the source of this 2171-nucleotide messenger RNA. Its product is annotated as excitatory amino acid transporter 1-like. The record is from RefSeq and is a predicted model, not a curated record. The coding region runs from base 237 to 1817 and encodes 526 amino acids. Gene Ontology annotation, cellular component: plasma membrane. Lineage: Eukaryota; Metazoa; Chordata; Actinopteri; Atheriniformes; Melanotaeniidae. The transcript is spliced from 11 exons. Gene Ontology annotation, biological process: D-aspartate import across plasma membrane; L-aspartate import across plasma membrane; L-glutamate import across plasma membrane. Gene Ontology annotation, molecular function: glutamate:sodium symporter activity; neutral L-amino acid transmembrane transporter activity; L-glutamate transmembrane transporter activity.